AUGUUUAACACAAGCAUUGUGGUGCAGGAUGUUGUAGAAAUGCCAAAUUCUAUCUCUGGUCCAGAAAAGAUGGAAGAGGUCAAUGAGUUUGGCGAGGGCAACUCUGACAGGGGUUUUAGGGAUUCAUUGACCCAACACUCAGAGGGCGUUUUGAUAACACAUGUAUCAAAUGCAGACCUUGAAGUUUCUGAGACUUGCUGUGAAGGUGAAUUGUUGAACAAAUCAUGCAAAUGCACUUCCCAGGAAAUUUGCAAUUCGGUUUCUAGAAAAACUUUUGAGGUUUCAUCGAAAUUUGUCUCUCAAAAUUCAUCUUGCCAUGUGAAGAUGGGAGAAACUUGCAGUGCUUGUGAUGAUCUUAAAAUGUGCACCGAUGAGCCAGACCUUACUUCAGAUUCUCUGCAAAAGAAUGAUUCUUUUCCCUUCAUUCAAAAUCAAACCUCAGAAGAUCUGUCAAAAGGUAUUCAUGUUCGUAGCCACAAUUAUCAUUCAGUCGGUGAAGAGGUUUGUAGAGGUUCUUCUCCAUCUAUAACUCGAGAUGAAAAUGAAAAUUACCCAGAAGAUAUUAUACCUGUGCCUGAUUGCAAAAGCAAAGAUAAAAAGCUAUCAUCUGGCCAGCGUGCUGGACGCAGGCCUAAGAAGCAUAGGCAUGGAGAUAUGGCUUGAGGGGAUGCUGAUUGGGAGAAUUUAUUAAAUGAGAAAGGUUUUCUCGAAAGUCAGGGUGUUAUAGAGAGUGAGCAUUCUUUUGGAACAAGAGUGAAGUGUGAUACAUCUUCAAAUACUUCUGCGGAGAUGAUUGAAAAUGGUGGUGCAGCAGCAGUAUCAGCUGGACUGAAAACUCAUGCAGUUGGUCCAGGUGAGAAGAUUAAAUUUAAGGAGGUCUUGAAGCGGAAAGGUGGCCUCCAGGAAUAUUUGGAGUACAGGAAUCAGAUAUUAAGUCUUUGGAGUAAAGAUGUUAGCCGCAUUUUACCACUUGCUGACUGUGGGGUCUCUGAUACUUCUUUUGAGGGUGAGCCACCACGCGCUACACUUAUUAGGGAGAUCUAUGCAUUUCUUGAUCAUAAUGGUUAUAUAAAUGUUGGAAUUGCUUCUGAGAAGGAGAGAGCAGAAACUAAUGCUAGGCAUAACUAUCAGCUUCUGAAACAAAAAAAUAUUGAGGAGACUUCUGGAGCUACAGUUGCAGAUUUAGAGGAUGGAGUUUCUUUUAUUGUUGGUCAGGUUAAGAGUUCUGAAACUUCAAUGGAAGCAAAGAGUGAUGUUAUUAUUGAAAAUGAAAAGCAGAUGUGUGAAGCUACUAAAGAUAAGAGACGUGGUACUCCGGUUGCACUUGAAUUAUCUGAUAUGAUAGAACGUGAAGAAUGCCUAAGUACUGGUCCAUCAUGUGAAAUGCUGGAUAGUGGAACAGACCCUGCCAUCACACCUGAGCUAAAGAAUGACUCACGUACCAUUUGUUCCUCAGAUGAUCACAUUAAGGGGACUCACUCUCUGCAAUGUGAUUCAGAGUUCAGAAAGAAAAUCAUUGUUGUAGGAGCUGGUCCUGCUGGCUUAACUGCUGCACGCCAUUUGCAACGUCAGGGUUUUUCUGUAACCAUUCUUGAAGCUAGGAGCAGGAUAGGGGGUAGAGUCUUCACAGACUGUUCAUCUCUGUCUGUUCCAGUGGAUCUUGGUGCUAGCAUUAUUACUGGUGUUGAGGCUGAUGUGGCCACUGAAAGAAGACCAGAUCCUUCCUCAUUGGUUUGUGCUCAAUUGGGCCUUGAGUUGACUGUAUUAAAUAGUGAUUGCCCUCUUUAUGAUAUUGUUACGGGUCAAAAAGUUCCUGCUGUUCUGGAUGAAGCAUUGGAAGCAGAAUACAACAGCCUUCUUGAUGAUAUGGUGUUGCUUGUUGCCCAACAGGGGGAACAUGCAAUGAGAAUGUCUCUUGAGGAUGGCUUAGAAUAUGCCCUUAUGAGGCGUCGUUUGGCACGAUUAGGAACAAGGGAAGAAACUGAAGUGCACAGUUCAGUGAAUGCUUUCUUUGAUGCUGAAAAAGGUAGCGUUGAUGGCAGUUUUCCACAGAGGCAUUGCUCUAAAGAAGAGAUUUUGACACCUCUGGAGAGGAGGGUUAUGGAUUGGCAUUUUGCAAACUUAGAGUAUGGCUGUGCUGCUCGGCUUAAGCAAAUAUCUCUUCCCUACUGGAACCAAGAUGAUGUUUAUGGAGGAUUUGGAGGAGCUCAUUGUAUGAUUAGGGGUUACAGCACUGUUAUUGAGUCUCUUGGAGAAGGACUUGCCAUUCACCUGAACCAUGCGGUCACAGAUAUUUCAUAUGACACCAAGGACUCUGGAACUAAUGGUAGUCAGUGUUAUAGAGUCAAAGUUUCUACGUCAAAUGGCAGUGGAUUUUUUGGAGAUGCUGUCCUAGUUACAGUGCCACUUGGAUGCUUGAAAGAAGAAACCAUAAAGUUUUCCCCACCUUUGCCCCAAUGGAAGCAUUUUUCAAUCCAGCGGCUUGGUUUUGGAGUUCUUAAUAAAGUGGUUUUGGAGUUUCCAGAAGUGUUUUGGGAUGAUUCUGUGGAUUACUUUGGAGCAACUGCAGAGGACACAAACCGGAGGGGCCAGUGCUUCAUGUUCUGGAAUGUCAGGAAAACAGUUGGGGCUCCUGUUCUUAUAGCUUUAGUGGUUGGCAAGGCAGCUAUAGAUGGCCAAAAUAUGAGCUCAUCUGAUCAUGUAAACCAUGCGUUAAUGGUUCUCCGUAAACUUUUUGGAGAGGCUUCAGUUCCUGAUCCGGUUGCAUCGGUAGUGACAGACUGGGGCAGGGAUCCUUAUAGCUAUGGUGCUUACUCCUAUGUUGCAGUUGGAGCAUCUGGAGAAGAUUAUGAUUUAUUGGGCAGGCCUGUAGAUAACUGUUUGUUUUUUGCUGGUGAAGCCACCUGUAAGGAGCAUCCUGACACAGUUGGUGGUGCAAUGAUGAGUGGGCUACGGGAAGCAGUGCGUAUAAUUGACAUAUUCAGUAGUGGGCAUGAUUACACUGCAGAAGUAGAGGCAAUGGAGGCUGUACAUAGACACAGUGACUUUGAGAGAGAUGAAGUUAGGGACAUAACAAAGAGGCUUGAUGCAGUCGAUAUAUCUAAUGUUCUAUACAAGAACUCUUUGGAUGGAGCACAUAUUUUGACAAGGGAAGCUUUAUUACAGGAGAUGUUCUUUAAGGCAAAAACCACUGCUGGACGAUUGCACGUGGCCAAAGAGUUAUUGGAUCUUUCCGUUGAAACCUUGAAAUUCUUUGCUGGGACCAAAGAAGGGCUUACUACACUCAACUCAUGGAUACUGGACUCAAUGGGGAAGGAUGGGACUCAACUCUUGCGGCACUGUGUUCGUCUACUUGUGCUUGUUUCAACUGAUUUACUUGCUGUGCGCUUGUCAGGCAUAGGGAAAACAGUGAAAGAAAAAGUUUGUGUACAUACUAGCCGUGAUAUACGUGCAGUAGCAAGUCAGCUGGUUAAUGUGUGGCUCGAAGUCUUUCGCAAGGAAAAAGCUUCUAAUGGUGGAUUAAAGUUGAGGCAAGGAAGUGCUGUAGAUUCAGCAAGGAGAAAAUCUCUUAAAGAUCCAUUAAUAGGAAAGCCGCCUCUGCACACACAUCAUGGUGCUUUAGAGAAUAAAGGAGGCUUGCAGGUCUUUGCAUCUGCUGGAAGUCAUUUACAUUUGAAUGCAAAUGUGAAGAAAGUGAGUGGUAGAGCAGUCAAACUCGAAGCUGCAAAUGACUCAAAAUUGGAUUUUACAUCAAGGUCCCAAGGUCCAACAGACACACUGGAUACUGAGCCCGAGGACAGCAACACUGCUAUUUCUGAAGAAGAACGAGCUGCCUUUGCAGCUGCAGAAGCAGCUCGUGCGGCAGCACUUGCAGCUGCUGAGGCAUAUGCGUCAGAGGCCAAGUGUAACACAUCGUUGCAGCUACCUAAGAUACCGUCAUUUCACAAGUUUGCUAGACGGGAUCAAUAUGUCCAGAUUGAUGAAUUUGAUACUCGAAGGAAGUGGUCUGGUGGUGUUUUGGGAAGACAAGAUUGUAUAUCAGAAAUAGACUCCAGGAACUGCAAAGUUAGGAACUGGUCAGUUGAUUUUUCUGCUGCUUGUGUGAACUUUGAUAGUUCAAAAGUUUCGGCGGAUAACCUCUCACAGAGGAGCCAUUCAAAUGAGAUUGCUAGCCAUUUGAACUUCAGAGAGCACUCUGGGGAAAGCGUGGCUGUGGACAGCAGUAUUUAUACUAAAGCAUGGGUUGAUUCGGCUGGCAGUGUCGGGAUAAAGGACAACCAUGCCAUUGACAGAUGGCAAUCUCAAGCAGCUGCUGCCGAUUCUGAUUUCUUUUGCUCAAAUGAGGAAGAUUCGAACACAAGUUGGAGACUACCCACCUGGAAGCAUGAUAGACUGGCAAAUGAGAGUUCUAUCUCACAAGUUACAGUAAACAAGGAAUCUGUAAAAAAUCAUCCUCGAGGGGCAGAUCGCAUUAAACAGGCUGUUGUAGAUUAUGUUGCAUCAUUGCUCAUGCCCCUUUAUAAGGCAAGAAAAAUUGAUAAGGAGGGAUACAAGUCAAUUAUGAAGAAAACUGCAACUAAGGUCAUGGAGCAGGCCAGUGAUGCAGAGAAAUUCAUGGUUGUUUCAGAGUUUCUUGAUUUCAAGCGCAAGAACAAGAUCCGUUCCUUUGUGGACAAAUUGAUUGAGAGGCACAUGGCAAUCAAGUCAGACGUGAAAUCUUGAUGAUCUAAAGGAUUGUGACCUAUUUUGAGUUCAUUAAUGUGCAAGAUUUUGAGAAGUCUGGGGGAGUUCUCGGCAUAUGUUGGCAGUGGUGGGAUGGAGGUUCUUUUAUUGGUGUUUCAUUAAAAAGGGUGGUAUGCUGUUAAUAGGGGUGUAAUCUGAACAGGCUACUCAACAGGUAGCUGGAAUUCAACUCGGUUAAACACGACUCGUGCUCGAUUCGUUUAUUAAAUGAGCUCGUUCGUGAAUAUGAAAUAAUGAUCGAUUAUUAAAUGA
This is a messenger RNA of Juglans microcarpa x Juglans regia, 4995 nucleotides long. Its product is annotated as lysine-specific histone demethylase 1 homolog 3-like. Gene Ontology annotation, molecular function: protein binding; oxidoreductase activity. The record is from RefSeq and is a predicted model, not a curated record. Lineage: Eukaryota; Viridiplantae; Streptophyta; Magnoliopsida; Fagales; Juglandaceae.